AAGGGAUUCAAGAAAUAUUGAAAACCAUCAAAGUAGUAUUAUUAUAACUAAGAAGCAGUUGAGAGAGAAAUAAGAAAAAAAAAAAAUAAUGGCAGAUACAAGAGAAACAGUAGUGAGAAGUGUUGCAGUUUGUGAUAACAGCUGUGGCUGCACAGUUCCUUGCGCUGGUGAUUCCACUUGCAGGUGCACAAAUAGUGAGGGUGGUGCAAAUAUCAACCACUCUACAUGUCCAUGUGGAGAACACUGUGAGUGUAACCCAUGUAGCUGUCCCAACACUGUUGUUGCUGGAACUGGUUGCAGAUGUGGCACAACCUGUACAUGUGCCUCUUGCCGCAGUUGAAAUGAGUCAAUGAGUUUGUGUGGUUUUGUACUUUCUCUAUUAGCCUCAUCCAUAUGUGAAAUGGUUUUUGUAGUUUCUAUAAUAAGCUAAGUAACCAUGGCAUUACUCAAUGUUAUGCCUAUGGUUUGUUGUUGUACUUGAAUAAUUGAAUAAGAAUACGUGGAUUUAGUUUUUAAUAA
Messenger RNA from Medicago truncatula (barrel medic), 519 nucleotides. Its product is annotated as metallothionein-like protein 4A. The transcript is spliced from 2 exons. Lineage: Eukaryota; Viridiplantae; Streptophyta; Magnoliopsida; Fabales; Fabaceae. The record is from RefSeq and is a predicted model, not a curated record. Gene Ontology annotation, molecular function: zinc ion binding. Bases 89 to 340 code for a protein of 83 amino acids.